This is a messenger RNA of Cavenderia fasciculata, 768 nucleotides long. RefSeq lists its product as uncharacterized. The coding region runs from base 1 to 768 and encodes 255 amino acids. NCBI's taxonomy places the organism in Eukaryota, Evosea, Eumycetozoa, Acytosteliales, Cavenderiaceae. The transcript has 2 exons. The record is from RefSeq and is a predicted model, not a curated record.
AUGAAGUUUAUUAAUUCUCUUUAUAUAUUUGUAGUAGUAUGUGGUGCUGCUAUCAUGUCAUUGUCUCUUGUGUCUGGUCAUGGAUUCAUGAUUGAACCAAAGUCACGUCAAUUUGUUUGUAAUUCCAAUCCAAGUAACUCUAUUUGGUGGCCUGAAAAUGGAGAUGGUAUUGUAGAUGCUGGUUGCAAAGCUGCCUUUAAAUAUGUCAAGGCUCGUGGUGGAAAUGCUCAAUAUCAAUUCACUCAAGCUAAUGAGUAUUCAGUCAAUAUUCCACAAUAUGCUAAUGGGUAUAGUGCACUAACAGCAGCUGUUCCACAAUACCUUUGCUCUGCCAAUGCUGAUGGAACAGGUAAUUUUGGGGACAAAACAGGUAUGUCUGCUGGUGUACCAUCACUUGUUGGAGGUGCUUGGACUGUUGGUACUACCUACCAGGUCGCUUCGACAUCUGUCACAUCAAAGACUGUCAACUUUACAUUUUGUGCAACUGCAACACACUCUCCAUCAUUCUGGGAGAUUUACAUUACCAAUCCAGGUGUCAAUGUCGAUACAACCAACUUGACAUGGAACCAUGUGUCAUUGGUCCAAUCAUUUGGCAAUAUCGUCCCAGUUACUGGUUCAUGGACUGGAUGUCCAGCAACCAAAGCCUACAUCUUUACAGUCACUCUACCAACCAGAUUUGCCAAAUCAACUAUCAUUUCUCGUUGGCAACGUGAUGAUCCAGUUGGUGAAUGUUUUAUCAAUUGUUGUGAUAUUUUAUUUACUGUUUAA